Molecule: messenger RNA, 1774 nt
Organism: Anneissia japonica
Lineage: Eukaryota; Metazoa; Echinodermata; Crinoidea; Comatulida; Comatulidae
Product: protein Hook homolog 1-like
Exons: 1
Coding region: 171-1706 (511 amino acids)
Source: RefSeq, a predicted model, not a curated record
GUUUAAUUUGUUUGUGGUCUCUCAAAUGAGUAUUUAAUUUUAAACUGUAUGCUUGUCAAAAUCUAACCCGGAAGUAAGAAAUGGUCACAUACGUUCACGAAAGAUUAUAUCGUGGCAUAAUUCGCAGAGUAAUAUAAUUCAGCAAUAUUAACAUAACACAGAUUGAAGAAAUGAAUGCGCGGAAUAUGUCUACAGAAAUAGAAUAUUUGAAGCAGCAGACGUCUACAGAAAUACAACAUUUGAAGCAGCAGAUGUCUACAGAAAUACAGUAUGUGAAGCAGCAGAUGUCUACAGAAAUACAAUAUGUGAAGCAGCAGAUGUCUGCCGAGUUACAAUAUUUGAAGCAGCAGACGUCUACAGAUAUGAAAUGGAAAUUAUCUGGUAUUCGAGAAAAUGCAAUGGAGAUAGGAAAUUUGAAGCAGCUGAUGUCUUACAGAAAUAAGAAAAUUGACAGAGAAACAGGCCUAGAGUCAGACAAAUUGAAGUUGAGAAAGAUAGAGGUAUUGGAGAAGAUGCCUGCACCUUCAUCAAUAGAGGAAUUGCAGGAGACGAUAUCUGCAAAUGCAUCAGAAAUAGAGGAAUUGCAAGAAAAGAUGCCUGUAAAUUUAUCAGAGAAUGGCCUAGAGGAAUUGCAGGAAAAGAUGCCUGCAAAUUCAUCAAAGAUAGAGGAAUUGCAUGAGACAAUAUCUGCAAAUUCAUCAGAGAUAGAGGAAUUGCAAGAAAAGAUGCCUGCAAGUUUAUCAGAGAUAGAGGAAUUGCAGGAAAAGAUGCAUGCAAAUUCAUCAAUGAUAGAGGAAUUGCAGGAGACGAUAUCUGCAAAUUCAUCAGAUAUAGAAGAAUUGCAAGAAAAGAUGCCUGCAAAUAUACCAGAGGUAAACCUAGAGGAAUUGCAGGAAAAGAUGCCUGCAAAUUUAUCAGAGAUCGAGGAAUUGCAGGAAAAGACGCCUGCAAUUUCAUCAAUGAUAGAGGAAUUGCAGGAGACGAUAUCUGCAAAUUCAUCAGAGAUAGAGAAAUUGCAGGAAAAGAUGCCUGCAAAUUUAUCAGAGAUAGAGGAAUUGCAGGAAAAGAUGCCUGCAAAUUCAUCAAUGAUAGAAGAAUUGCACGAGACGAUAUUUGCAAAUUCAUCAGAGAUAGAGGAAUUGCAGGAAAAGAUGCCUGCAAAUUCAUCAGAUAUAGAAGAAUUGCAAGAAAAGAUGCCUGCAAAUUUACCAGAGGUAAAGGAAUUGCAGGAAAAGGUACCUGCAAAUUUACCUGAGAUAAAGGAAUUGCUGGAGAAGAUAUCUGCAAAUUCGUCAGAGAUAGAAGUUUUGAAGAGGGAAGAGAUAGGGGAAUUAAAGGAACAGAUAUCUGCCAAUUCAGCAGAGAUAAAAGAUUUGAAGAGAGAAGAGAUAGAGAAAUUGAAGGAGACAGUAUAUAAAAAUUCAGGAGAGAUAGAAAACUUGAAGUUUAGGACUGACCUAAAACAAAUUUAUCAGAAGAUAUCUGCAAAUAAAAGCAUCAUAUUAGUUGUUGAGGACGAGAUAGCACAAUUUAAACGGAAGUCUGAUAAUUUUGAGUCCAAGGUACAAGCAAUGAAAUAUGAAUCUGAAGAGUUUGUGGGCAGUAUAGCAUACUUGCGAAAGAAGUCUACACAUUUUGAAAAUGAGAUAGACAGAUUGGACAGCAGAAUUACAGGAUUAAAUUGGUAUUAUCCUAGACCAUACUAAGACAAUUUUUCUACAGACAUAUUUGAAUUCUGAAUAAAAACCAUGAAUGAAUGAACAGAAAAAUAUAA